CGGGCAUCCCCGUCACCAUGGCAACCGCGGCCGGCCCGUGUCACGUGCCGGGGGGAGGAAGAGGCAUCACGUGAUGUUUGGCUACCGCCGAGCUCCUUCCGGGUCGAUGCGGGACGCGGCCGGCGGGCCUGGAAGUCCAAGAAAGGAGCAUGGACCAGCCCAGCGGAAGGAGUUUCAUGCAAGUUCUUUGUGAGAAAUACAGCCCUGAGAACUUCCCUUAUCGUCGUGGGCCUGGGAUGGGCGUGCAUGUCCCCGCAACUCCGCAGGGUUCACCUAUGAAAGAUCGUCUCAACCUUCCAAGCGUGCUGGUACUGAACAGCUGUGGCAUAACCUGUGCAGGAGAUGAGAACGAAAUCGCCGCCUUCUGUGCUCAUGUGUCCGAACUAGAUCUUUCUGACAAUAAACUGGAAGACUGGCAUGAGGUCAGUAAAAUUGUGUCCAACGUUCCCCACCUGGAGUUUCUAAACUUGAGUUCCAACCCUCUCAGUUUGUCCGUUUUAGAGCGAAGGUGUGCUGGGUCUUUCGCUGGUGUUCGCAAGCUUGUGCUCAACAACAGCAAAGCUUCCUGGGAAACAGUCCACACAAUCCUGCAGGAAUUACCAGACUUGGAGGAGCUCUUCCUGUGCCUUAAUGACUAUGAAACAGUGUCUUGUUCGCCCGUUUGCUGUCAGUCUCUCAAAUUACUCCACAUAACUGACAAUAAUCUUCAAGACUGGACUGAAAUUCGAAAAUUGGGGAUUAUGUUUCCAUCACUGGACACACUUAUUCUGGCUAACAACAACCUCACGACCAUUGAAGAGACGGAAGAUUCCCUAGCAAGGCUGUUCCCCAACUUGCGAUCCAUCAAUUUGCACAAAUCGGGUCUGCAUUGCUGGGAAGACAUCGACAAGUUAAAUUCUUUUCCCAAGCUCGAGGAAGUGAAAUUACUAGGAAUUCCUUUGCUGCAGUCCUACACCACCGAGGAACGCAGGAAGCUGCUAAUAGCCAGGUUGCCGUCUAUCGUCAAGCUCAAUGGGAGCAUCGUUGCAGAUGGGGAGCGAGAGGACUCGGAGCGAUUCUUUAUCCGAUAUUACAUGGAGUUCCCAGAGGAGGAAGUCCCAUUCAGGUAUCACGAGCUGGUCACAAAGUAUGGAAAGCUGGAGCCCUUGGCAGUCGUGGAUCUUCGGCCGCAGAGCAGCGUGAAGGUGGAGGUGCACUUCCAGGACAAAGUAGAAGAGAUGUCGAUCCGUCUCGAUCAGACUGUGGCAGAAUUGAAGAAGCACUUAAAAACUGUGGUGCAGCUGUCAACAAGCAACAUGCUGCUCUUCUACUUGGACCAGGAAGCUCCCUUUGGUCCCGAGGAGAUGAAAUACAGCUCACGAGCACUGCAUUCCUACGGCAUUCGGGAUGGGGAUAAAAUUUAUGUGGAGCCCAGAAUGAAAUAGCCUCUCUUGACCUUGUGCGUGCGUGUAUGUGCACGCACGCACCCCACACGCCCACACACAUGCAUUUAAGGAGUUUUUUGCAAGGUUUUUAUUUCAGUCGGUUGGUUGAGGUUUGGUUGUGUUUCUAUAGCAGGUAAUGUCAUAGCCCAGAGAGAGUGCCCUGAUCUGAGAACCAUGCCCGCCAUCCACUGCAGGUGACCUUGAGGUGACAAUUGACUUCCAUGCGUGUGUUUCAGUGUGUGCAAUACCUUGAAGGUUUCUUUGAUGCUCCGGUAUACUCGUGAUCUGGCAUGAAUGGUCAGUUGCUCAAGCUAAAGGAUGCUAGGGCCCGUAAGGGUGAGGGUAGCUCGGUGCAGAACUUGACCUGUUUAUUUUUUCUUUUUCUAAAAGAAGACAUAAUUUUUUUUUUUGGCCGAGCUAUUCAACUGCAGCUUGAGCAAGCUGAAGAGUUUUAUUUUCUUUCUGGGUGCUGUCUCUUAACCUUUUGUCACGCUCAAGUUCCCUGAAAAGAUCUAAAACAGUAUUCGGUUUGAAUCAGAGCUCAGGUAUUCAGCACGUCCACUUAGCUCCGCUGCUUGCUAUGAGCGUGCAAGGUGGGGGAGAGAAGGAGACCCUGUUAGAAAGAAACAAUUUCUGUUGGAAACGCAUGCUUUAUAUCCCGUCCGUCCUAUUCUGAGUGGUGAGAAGGAGGUUUGCUGUCUGGAACCGUGGCACAUCGUGUCUGCAACCUGUAGCGCUGGCAGCCUGCAGGUAAAGGUAGCCCGGCCGUGUAGUCUGGGAAGUGAAUUUUGGAAGGUGGUGGAUUGGCGUUGCGUUCUUUGGAGUUGCUUCUAGGGUAACAGGUCAGAAAGGUGUUGAAGGGCACCUUCCCCAGUUGGCUAAGGAAACAUCCCCACGAUGCUGAAAGUUCUUCCAGUAAGCACUUAACCUUGCACCAGUUUGUACUGAAAGUGGAAUGGCUAAAAUUGCUCUCCUGGGAGAGAGCAAGGCUAGAGUUGAAGUUUGUUUGUUGAUGUUGCACCAGAAAUGAAACCUGGCACUUUCCCCGGGGACCCCUGGCUGUGGGGUCCCUCUUUAGGGUCCAAACUAGCAGAAUGUGUUGACUCGGAUCAGUUUCUUAGACGGUGAGUCCAAAAGCACCUAUAGUCACGUUUAUUGUAAAGCAGGUGUUCACUCUGUCAGCCUCCCCCACGUGCACCUCGUAGGCAUUGUGUGCUGCUGCUUGAAUUAGCCCCCUGUUCCUGCUGCAGAGCAGAUUCCCUUUCCCGUGCGAUGAAACCCUCACUCCUUGAUAUCUCCUGGAAAUCAGACAGCCGUUUCACUCGACUGUGUCCUCCCUCGUUCCUCUGUCAUCCUGACAAGUUGAAGACUUUUCACGUUGCCUGGUUAUAAGAACUGCAUAAAAGUUUUUGAAGCUGUGCAGCGAGGGCUCUUGUUACACACGAACUUCUGACCUUGAUUUUGAAAUGCUUCCUGUCCCCACGUGCACUUUCUUUCCCGAGAUGCUUUUUGUCCAUGCCACUGAGCUCCUUUAUAGUCUCGGAGCUGUGUAUUUCUCUUAAUAUUUUACCUAGUUUGUGGGGUGGGGUAGAAUGGGGAUAAAUCAUUACCACAUAACCUUCAGGUUCAGGAUGUAGGGACCGUUGGGAGGGGAGUAGUUCUGCAUCCACAGCAACGAUUAAAAAUGAGAAGAUUUAAGACAAUUAAUUACUCGUGCCUCAUCCCCCGGCCAAAACCAUCGAUUUCCUGGCACCGUUGAGACGAGCAAUAGGAGAUGGAGCAAGAGUUGCCGUAGGUAGCACAGAGGCCGCGGCCCGUAGCUGCGGAGCCGUGUACCCGUAAAACAACCGAGCGGGGAGAUGGCGGCAGUGUAACAUAAGAUGACGCUUUUAUAAGCUAGAGCUUUACUGAAGAUGUAUUUUCCAUUUGGGCAGUGAAAGGCAUUUGCUGCCUUAUAGCCGAACUCUUAAGCCAACACUUCUGUAUGAUAUAUACAUAGAUACGCAUAGGAAAAGUUGUGUUUAAUAAGAUAUUUUGUUAUAAAACAAAGUUUUAUGAAGAUAUGGUUGUUUAAUAUUAGAAGCCUAUUUCUCCCGUUGACCUCCCGUUGAAGUGCGUUAUAUCCAUCAGUCGCUGCAUCGCCUGAGUUCAGCGACCAACGCAGAUGGAAAGGGAUCUCUGAUCUGAUUCCAUAGAGCAGUAAUGGCCUGUGUGGGUAUAUUUAUGACAUUGUAACUGGUAUUAAUGAGAUGCUGUAAUUAUUGACCAACUUCCUCAGCACAAUUAAAUGUCUCGGUUGCAGAGAAGGAAAUAAACAAAGUCCAUGAAAGAAUUGAAUGGGAUUUUAAAGAAGACCCAGAUAUGUGCUUGUAAGUUUGUUCGCCCACUGAAGGCUACGCUCGUCCACCUAGCGAGCCUUGCCGUCGCCACGCCGGCUCAGAACUGGCAGGAAACGAUGGUUUUAUUUAUGGCGGGGCUGGCAGGAACUGGAAGAUGGAAAAAGAGAACGCCUCGUGGCCUACGAUGUCAACACGUGCUGAAGAUUUGGCACUGCUGCCCAAAUUGGCUCCCCUGAUGUGUUUGAGGCUGCGAGAGCUGCGGUACAAAUACUGGCUGCCUCGCCGCGUUGUUGGGGAAGGUUGUUCCUGGACGGCGUUCUCAAGCUGUUUGUGCAGUCGGCAGAGCACACCUUGGGGGAACCAAACCCAUCGCUUGGCUUCCUGAGAACGAGCCACGUCCGAAGCCCAGGAACGAUUUACGCAUCCACACAGUUGACUUUGAAAAGUCGGGCAGAACGGCACGCAAGCAACGCACCAAAAUGCCCUGAAUUGGAUUGCUUCCCUUCUGUAAUACCUGUCGGGGAAGGGAUGUGUGUUUGGGCAAUGUUACUGCGUAGCAGGGCACCGUGGCUCGGGGAUGAAGGGGAGGGCUGUGAA
This is a messenger RNA of Oxyura jamaicensis (ruddy duck), 4360 nucleotides long. It is a transcript of the gene TBCEL, whose product is annotated as tubulin folding cofactor E like. The coding region runs from base 150 to 1424 and encodes 424 amino acids. The record is from RefSeq and is a predicted model, not a curated record. NCBI's taxonomy places the organism in Eukaryota, Metazoa, Chordata, Aves, Anseriformes, Anatidae. Gene Ontology annotation, biological process: protein folding. Gene Ontology annotation, molecular function: alpha-tubulin binding. The transcript has 8 exons.